Molecule: messenger RNA, 3366 nt
Organism: Cercopithifilaria johnstoni
Lineage: Eukaryota; Metazoa; Nematoda; Chromadorea; Rhabditida; Onchocercidae
Source: the annotation of a GenBank genome assembly
AUGUUUUAUGUUUCUUAUGUGGAAUUUAAGUGUUUAUCAUCUCGUCUACCGUUCCAUUUGUUUUUGUUUGGCCAUGAAAAGCAUAAUGCGGUACUGUUCUUCUGGUACACUAUAAUUUACAUAAUUAAGGGAUUUAUUAGCAGCUUCAAGGAUUCGACGAUGAAUAUACAGCGUAAAGUAAAAUAUGCAGCCGCAGAGGAAGCUCCUAAGAUAUAUGAACAGACUCAUUCAGUUGUAACGGAUGCUUUAUAUCAUUGUCCUCCACCACCGAAACCUCCGUUUGCUAUGGCGAAAAUUCGACGUGGACCAGUUACGCCUCCAAGUCCUGAUGAGAGUCAUUUGUUGGUAAAUAAUGAUACGCCAAAUCGACUAAAUGUCGGUGGAGAUGGGCACCUCGCAGCAAGUUCUGAUCGUGGUCUUCUAAUCGGGGUGGCAACUAUUUCAGCAAAUCAUCCAGUUUCUUCUGAAAGGCAUGGUCCAGUAAGGCGUGGUCCACAUACUCCACCAUAUCCUCCGAAGUCACCCGAUUCUCGAUCACCAUCACCAGUAGUCAGUGAAAAGCCAGUAAGUAUAAAAUCGGUCACCAAGCCAACAUCAACGAGAGAUCGAAAUGCAGUAAUUGUCUUACCUACAGUUAAUUUGUGUAAACCGAACUACUCCGGUAAUACAAGUCUUCGAGGAUAUCCUGGCAACAGUGGUAUGCCACAAAUGACUUGUUUUGGUUCCUUACCGGGUAUGCAUGUGCAGCCAUUUAUGAUGAUGCAGUCGGCCUCAACAUCAACAGCCCUGCCCCCAUACAUGAAUACACAGACGAGCAAUCAUACAACUGGAAUUUUUCAAACUUCUGCUUGGCCAGGAGAUUCUAGUUUUGGAGUUUGUCCUCCCUUCAAUUUUACUUCGUCAGUUCCGAACCCGAAGUUUUUUAGCGAGCGUACACUCGGUCCUGAAGUACUUAGUGUUCCUCCACCACCACCGCCUCCUCCACCACCAAAUGAUAUGCGACUGGUGUCACAGUCGAAUGUUUGCGUGAAGAACAGCUCCGAUUGUUCUGUUAAGAAUGAUCUGAAACCAGGGACUUCUUCUGUUACCAAACCGAAGGACAUACCGAUGGCUUUGGAUCCGAUAUUGCUUGAUCUCGCUGACUUAUCUCCAAAACCACAAGUUUCCAAAUCAGCAAAGCCUGUGCGCUUUCAAAACGAAAGAAAGAAAUUAUCUGUGUGCAGGGACUCAGUUGUUAAAGAAGCUCACGGUGCCUUCGACACAAAAAAUCGUGAACAGAAAUGUACUUUAAAAUUGGUUGGAGCUGAAAAAAAGGAAAGUGAUAAAAAGGCAAAAGAGGGGGUCAAGACGAUUAAAGUUUUAAAUCCAUCCGAAAAGAUUAAACGUGAAGAAUUAGAUGGUAUGGAAAAUAAGAAUCCGAAGCCAGUUGCUGAUGAUCCACAUGAAAUCAAACGAGCAACCAAUAAUUCUUUUAAAUCGAUAAGAAAUGAUAAGGAACUAAGUAAGAAUGCAUCGCGCAGUACUCUUUCAAAUGGUGACAGUGAUUCGGUAAUAAAAAUUAUGGACGAUGGAAAAAUAAUGAAAGGAGAUAAAAAUCAGAUAGAUCUUUCUGUUAUCAAAACUGGUGAAAUCCAACGAGCUGAACUGAAUUUAGAAAUUGAGAGACAAUUGGCUAUUGCUAAUUCGAAGGACGAAAAGCCAGAUCGAGAGCUUGAAGAAGUGCGAGAGGAGACAGUUAUGGAAAGGAUUGUCGUUGUUCCAGAGGAUGAUUUGAAUGGCGAUGAAUUGAUGUCAUCUACUGAUUCAGAAAGAAACCCCACGCCAGAUAAUACUCAGUUUUUCUCAAUUUCUGUGAUCUCAUCAAAUGAAAAUCAUGAAGAUGGAGUUGUUGAACUUGGACCACCAGCUUCUCCAAUACCUGGACUGUGUGGACGUGAAUAUUCAUCCCCAUCCACAAGUGGUUUCACCGAUUCUACACCAAGCAAUUCGUUCAAGCAGGCAUCCACGACUGAUGUUGUAGGUUGUUCAAAAACUCUACUGCGUGGCAGUAGAAGUGUACCACGGCAUAAAAAAAUUCAUGAUCAGCUGCCAAAGAUUUCUGAGAAGUUUCGAAAGUACAUUCAUGUCGUGACACAUCCAAAUGGUGGCGCUUCGAUGCUUAAGGCAGAUUGGUCGAAAAUUAAGGAACGCUUCAGUGGCUGUGAGCUGGAUGAGUUUACUAUGGAGUUUGUGACAUUUGGCUUGGCUGAAGUUGACAGCACGCCUAUCUUUGUAAUUGCUGUUAUUGAAAACGCUGCCGAAUAUCUUCAGAAUGGUUUGGAAUAUUUUGCCAAGAAAUUUCCCCAUAUGCCAGUAAAGAUUGGAUCACUCACCAGUAAACAAUGUGUUAGCACAACGACUGUUUCGGAAUAUUACAGUCAUGUCAUGGAAACUUGUCACCAUGGAACUUUUAGAUAUGGCCCAUUACACUCGCUGAGUCUGGUGGGAACGAGACAAGAAGAAUGUGGCAAUUAUUUCAAAGAACUAAUUGAAUGGUUGGAAAUGUUUCCUAUGCUUAAACUUCUAAUGCCCUGGGGUGAAUGGUCUGGAGCAGAUCUUGAAAGUCCUUCGGAUAGUGAUGAUGGGCCCAUUUUUUGGGUACGUCCAGGCGAACAGAUGAUAAGGACUGAUGAGAUGAAGGAAGAUUUGUCAUCCAAAAUUCGAAAGCGAAGUACAUCAGUUCGACCACAUGUACCAUCCUACAGGUACCGAGAACCACGUGAGUUCUUUUUCGAAGAUCGGACACCGUGUCAUGCAGAUCAUGUAGGUGAUGGAUUAGAAAGGCGUACAACUGCUGCAGUUGGUGUACUUCAAUCAAUCUAUGGACCAACAGAAAAGAAGAAGAGUAAAAUAGGAAGAAGAGCAGUAAAAGAUGUCGUUUGUUUCCAUGCAAGUGACUUUGAAAGAAUUGUUGACGAGUUACAGUUGGACCUUUAUGAACCUCCGAUGUCACAGUGUGUACAAUGGGUUGAAGAGGCAAAACUAAAUCAAUUAAGAAGGGAAGGAGUUCGUUAUUCACGAUUUUUGUUGCAUGAUAAUGAUGCUUACUUUCUGCCUCGGAAAAUAAUCCAUCAAUUUCGAACUAUAAGUGCUUGCGCUUCAAUUGCCUGGCAUGUGCGUCUUAAGCAAUAUUACAACGACAGUGCGGAAAUGGAAGCAGAUGAAAAUGAAGAGACUAUAAAAAAAGUGGAUGUGGAAGGGGAUGAAAGUGGAAGUCGUCGAAAACGGAACAAAGAUGACACUAAAAAGUGUGGAAGGUGGAAGGGAAAAGAUCGUGUGAAAAAAGCGAAGCGUUCGGAUGAUUGUGAACCAGAAUCUUCCAAAUGA